AAAUAGCUGAAGACAAAGAGGACGCGCUGAAGAGGGGCCAGUUCUUCCUCAACAGCCGAUUGGGCGGGCUUAUGUAGGGGGGGAGGGGUCAUCUGGAGGAGGGUUAAAGGGCAUCUGGAGGAGUGUCACCCAGCUGCAGGAUGGCGGGGGUGAACGGAGACCGCAAAGGGAAGAAAGAUGACAAUGGGAUCGGCACUGCCAUCGACUUCAUGCUCUCAAAUGCUAAGCUCGUGCUGGGAGUGGGGGGAGCGGCCAUGCUGGGGAUUGCAACGCUUGCUGUCAAAAGAAUGUACGACCGUGCCAUAAGUACUCCCAACAGCCCGACCAACAUGGAACAGACAGGAAGGAGGAGCUGGGAGGAGCCUGCGUGGAUGGGUUCAUCCCCCCGGGUGCUGAACCAUGAUAUGAAGUCUACAGUGAGCCGGUCUCUGCAGAAUCUGCCCACUUCCUCUCAUGCUUUUGAACCAGACUGUCUGCGGAGGGCCGUGGGUCGAUCAGCUGUGGGAGGCAGCGGCGCCACUCAGUCGGACCUUCAGAAGGCCCGGAUGCGUCUGUCGCUCCAGGAACAUCUGCUGCACUUCUACCAGAAUAACGUGAACAUCCCCACCGAGGAGCAAGCUGUGGCGAGGAGGGCAGCGCUGGACAUCUGUGCCGAACUCCGGGUGUUCCUUCACGCCAAACUGCCCGACAUGCCGCUCAGAGAGAUGUACCUGAGUGGCAGUCUGUACGACGAACUGCAGGUGGUGACAGCGGACCACGCCCAGCUCAUGGUGCCUCUCAUCUUGGAGAAGAACCUGUGGUCGUCCAUACCCGGCGAGGACACCAUCAUGAAUGUCCCGGGUUUCUGGCUCAUCCGCAGAGAGAAUUUAGAGUAUUUCCCUCGAAACAGCAGCUACUGGGACCGCUGCAUGGUGGGAGGCUACCUCUCCCCCAAAUCAGUCCUGGAGGUCUUCGACAAACUCGUGGCGGGCUCCAUCAACUGGCCCGCCAUCGGCAGCGUUCUCGACUACAUCAUUCGUCCCGUGGUUCCCUCAGAGACGCUGACCCUGGAGGUGCAGUACGACACAAACCGGAAACUGUACGUGGACUUCCUUCCGUUACUCGUGAUGGAGGACGGAACCUCGCUGAUCGCCAAACCGCAUCGUCUCGUCGCGGAGCGUCACGAAAACCUGUGGAGGCAGAGCUUUCGAGUGGCGGAGACGGCACGACUAAGAGCCCUCGACCAGGAGGACGGGGGCUGCCGCUGCGCCUGCCUGAAGCUGGCGAAGGCCAUGUGCAAACUCAACCCCGCCCUGAACCGGCUCAACGCCAGCCAGCUCACCAACUGCAUCCUGCUGCUGUGCGAGAAGGAAGGCGACUGGACGCAGGAGGCGCUGGCAGACCGCUUCCUCCAGCUGCUGCGGGCGCUAGUGGGACACCUAGAGGCUGGGAAGCUGCCGUGUGCCCUCAGCCCGAAAGUGAACUUAUUCUGCGAGCUGACUGAACAGGAAGUGGACGAGCUGGGGUACACGCUCUACUGCGCCCUGUCCGAUCCGGAGGGGCUGCUGAGAACUGACAUGGAAGAGAUGCCACAGCCCUGACAACCCUGGGGAAAAACGUCACUACCAACAGAAACGUGUAUCUUCCAGUAACACUGAUUUGUGGCGAUGGUGACCUCGACAUAACGGGUUUCGGGGAGCAGAACAAAACAGCAUGGAGUCAUCCCAAACACUCGAUCUGUUCAGUCUUAAAAUCAGUGAGAAAAUGUGAUGCACACUGUAGCAGCUACUCAAUGUUGGGAUCUCUGUUGACCUGAAAGAUGUUUGUGUCGUGCUCAUGCAAAAACUAUUUGAGUAAGUUAAGGCCCAUUGAUGGAUCUCACCAAAGCCACUGUAUUAAUGAGGUUGAGAGGAGUCACUGAUAUACAUCACAGGGGAGGUAGUGAACUCUGGAUAGGCUGGUGCAGGAAUGAGUCCUAAAACCUGGAAAUUAGUCAGCAUUUUAACACUUCAAGCUUUUCUCGUCUCGACUUCAAUGGUUUUUUGAAUGUGUUUUUGUUUGUAAGCCUGAAAUAAGGUCUGUGUUUAACAGAAGCUUAAGAGAUGCUCACAUGCUAGAGAAUAGCUUAAGCUUCAAUCUCGCAAAAACGGCGGUACCUAACAAGUGGCUAAAAUAGAUCACGCCAAACAUGAGCCGCCUGUAGCUUAGCGGUUGUAGCUUCAAUGUGUUUACCACAGAGCUUGUUUUCCGCAAUAUUCAAAAAUGAAAUGGAAAAACAACUCCUUGCAACGCUAACUUCCAUGAUAGCCUACAAAAGCACAUCAUCCCUGCACCACUCUAUUGGUUUGUCCAUAUGAGAAUACGGUAAUAAGGUGAAUAUAAAACAUGCGUCACCUUUGUGCUCCUAUUUGGAUCUUUUAGGUGCUCCAAUUCAUUUAUUUCAGGACGGUUUUGGAAGGAUGGUGUGAUGAGUGUGUGUAAGCCAAUCCUAAAACUAAUAAAAUGUCAAUGAGCUAAAGAGACAAGCCUUCUCUUUUCAUCCACCUUUUGUUCCCACAGUGCUCUACUGGGUUUGUCAGAACCUCAUAAAUACAGUGGCUGCAUUGAAGAGUUAUGAAUGCUUUUCCGGGAUCUGCAAACAUUGGGCUGUGAUGGGAAUGUGUGCAUGUGUUCUCUAGAAAUCAAACGGGGGAAUUAGAAAAUGUAUGAUGCCUUUGUAACUCAACAUUCAAUAUGAAUCAGAUGUAAAGCUGAAUAUACCGCCAUAAAUAGAACAUGUAUGUUUAUAUUUAUGGGAAAUGUGAAGCUUCUGGUUUGUCGGUUAUCAUGAGAUUUGAACAAUUCAGCUCCACCAUUUUCUCUAUUACUGUGUCCAUAUGUCUAAAACAGAGCCGCUCUGUCAUGUCAGGAGGUUUGGUUCUUCAGUCAUACGUCUGAUAUGCUUUAUUACCUCACUUAAAACAAAAGAACACUUUAAUAUCUGGUUAUUUUUUGCACUGUCCGAAAGUUCAUAGGUGAAUCCAAAGUGUCUCAGCUGGAAACUGAAGGUGCUUUUGUCUCCUGGUUUUUGCUUUAAUUUAAAUCCAAAUUUCCUCUGAAUCAUCAUCUUCAAAAUUGACUGUUUCUGGAGAGUACGUCUUUCUGCUUCAUCCUUUUUUUUGAGAACUCUCCACUCUAGACACACUGCUGUUAAACUGGUACUAACGUUUGUCUUUUGAAUUAGUCUCAGUAUUAAUUUCAUGUCAUGUUUGCAUAACGAACAAGGAGGCUGUUACUUCUGUAUAGGUAUUUUGUCUUUGUGCAUACCUGUGCACGUUUCAAGUCUGUAUUACCCCCCAGUAUAACUUAUAGGUCAGUGGUGUAGGAUCUUUCUGUUCUGCUUAGGAAGACCUGUAGUGAUUCUCCGGUCAAAUCUGUUUAUAUCUAUAGAUUUCAGGUGCUAGUCUCUCCUGGGUCGUGAUCUGAUUGAGAGGGAUCUACUCGCAGAUCCUCAGUUAUAUAAUGCUAGAUUAGCCUGCUCCACAGUGCAGGUGGAGACAAUACAACAAUAGCUGCCAGACUGUAACGUGUCUCACUCAAACAUGUCCAAAAAUAAUCACAUGGUUGCUUUUUGUUCUCACUUUUAGCCUUAGAAUGAGAAAUAAAUGCAGUGAUGGAGCCCCUUGUGUGUAUAGUGUGCAAUAUGCAGGGUUAUUUAUACUUCUGUUAUGCAUUCAGUUAAUCAUCAUCCAGAGAACAGGUGAAUAUUUUUCUAUUUAUUGUACAUUUGUAACCAAAAAGAGCUCAAUUUUAUUUGCAUUUCACUCACCAUGUAAAAGGUACCACUUAUUGUGCUCCAUGAAGUGCUUUGUGCUGGAUGUACGGAUCUGAAAUGAACUCACGGUGGAUCGCUGUUUGCAUUCAAAGCGUCUUCCUGUGCAGAGGAGGGGAGUCACUGUGCCACUUCUGUAUUGUUAUUGUGAAACAAAAAAAAACCCAAAGUAGAUCACUACCUCUACCUUGUGGAGUUCAUACUAACCAUAUGCUUUGUUGCAUGCUGUAUACCCCCCCCCCCCCCCCCCCUGUCCUCUGCUUCUCCUUCUUUAAGUUCAGCUCUGGAGUUGAACGUGGCAGCACUUUGUAUACUUCCAUUAAAAUAUUACAAACGAUA
This is a messenger RNA of Eleginops maclovinus (Patagonian blennie), 4129 nucleotides long. It is a transcript of the gene mief1, whose product is annotated as mitochondrial elongation factor 1. The transcript has 5 exons. The coding region runs from base 141 to 1580 and encodes 479 amino acids. Lineage: Eukaryota; Metazoa; Chordata; Actinopteri; Perciformes; Eleginopidae. Gene Ontology annotation, cellular component: mitochondrial outer membrane. Gene Ontology annotation, biological process: positive regulation of mitochondrial fission; mitochondrion organization. The record is from RefSeq and is a predicted model, not a curated record.